AUGGAGCACGGUAUCAAGCGCAUCAAGCAAACAGAAGAGGCUAUAAAAGCGCAAAAGGAGCGGGAGCGUGUAAAGAUUGACAGAUUGGUUUCAAUCGAAAAAGAUGUAUUUGAUCGCAGAUCCAAGGAAGAUUUAAGCCAGGAAUCACUUGAAGCGACCACAACUCUAUUAGCCCUAUAUCCGGAACUGUAUACUGCAUGGAAUUUUCGAAGAACAGUAUUAGCGGACGGCAUUUUCCCGAAAAGCUCUCCUGAAGAAGUAUUCAAGGCUGUAGAUGGUGAGCUUUCGUUGACUUUGGCUGCACUGCAAGUACACCCCAAGGUCUACUGGCUCUGGAACCACCGCCGUUGGUGCUUGGAAAAUAUUCCAGAUGGUCCAGAGGGGGCCGAAAAGUCGUGGAAAUCGAGCAUUUGGGCACGCGAACUUGCCAUCGUCGAGAAAAUGCUGGACAGAGACUCAAGAAAUUUCCACGCUUGGAACUAUAGACGCUACGUUUUGGCCUCGGUGCCCGAGCCUGAUCGUCGAUCCCCCGAAUCUGAAUUGGCAUACACUACUCGUAAGAUAGAACAGAACUUUUCCAAUUUUAGUGCAUGGCAUCAACGGACGAAGGUAUUUGGGGUACUAUGGAGAGAUUGCCCAGAGCUAGAAGCGGCCGCUAAAUCUGAAGAGUUUGAAUUUGUGAGGAAUGCUCUGUGGACAGACCCGGGCGAUCAGAGCGCUUGGCUGUACCACCGAUGGCUUAUUGGGAAAGGAGAUGACGCCGUAACCGUGAAAUCUGAGAUCAGCUCAAUUGAAGAGCUUGUUGUGGAGGUUGGGUCUGAUAGCAAAUGGCCACUACAAGCACUUGUGCACUACAAGUCUUUAUUAGCCAGUCACGAUUCGGCCGCGAAACCUGACCUCCUGCGGGAAUGUAGAACUCUUACGGAGCGACUGAUCCAAAUAGACCCCAUGCGACAACAAAUGUAUCAAGAUCAGCUCGAUGCCUUGACCAGCGAAUGA
Messenger RNA from Rhizoctonia solani, 999 nucleotides. RefSeq names its product protein farnesyltransferase/geranylgeranyltransferase type-1 subunit alpha. The coding region runs from base 1 to 999 and encodes 332 amino acids. Gene Ontology annotation, biological process: protein geranylgeranylation. The transcript has 8 exons. Gene Ontology annotation, molecular function: Rab geranylgeranyltransferase activity. Gene Ontology annotation, cellular component: cytoplasm; Rab-protein geranylgeranyltransferase complex. NCBI's taxonomy places the organism in Eukaryota, Fungi, Basidiomycota, Agaricomycetes, Cantharellales, Ceratobasidiaceae. The record is from RefSeq and is a predicted model, not a curated record.